AUGGAACCGGAUAAAAAUCAAGCCAGCGAAAGAGAAGUGAGAACUCAGAAGAGACCGCAGCAGCUUCAUCUCACCAGCAAUAGCCAGGCAGCGAUUAAUGCUCAGGCGACACUCAGCCGACAACUCAGGUGUCCAUUGAGGCUGUUCAGUACUCAGGUGCACUCGGGCGACCACUCAGCCGACGAAGGAAACAGCGACGAUUACUGCUCUGCUCAGUUCUCAGGCGGAGGCGACAACUCAGGCGACCUCUCCGACGACGAAAAGCAGCUAAAGGAAGGAGACUACUGCUCUGUUACUCACUCAGCAGUCAAUCGAUCUCUCUUAGUCAGUCGAUCAGUUCAACGCGCCACUGCUCCAGAUCUCUGCUGUCUGUGA
Messenger RNA from Ilex paraguariensis (yerba mate), 375 nucleotides. The record is from the annotation of a GenBank genome assembly. Lineage: Eukaryota; Viridiplantae; Streptophyta; Magnoliopsida; Aquifoliales; Aquifoliaceae.